This is a messenger RNA of Racocetra fulgida, 237 nucleotides long. The record is from the annotation of a GenBank genome assembly. NCBI's taxonomy places the organism in Eukaryota, Fungi, Glomeromycota, Glomeromycetes, Diversisporales, Gigasporaceae.
AUGCCGCCUAGGCGAAAUCUUUCAUAUAAAAAAGAAAAACUUAAUAGGCAACGCAUCAAAAAACGCUUCAUUCAACAACCCAUUACAAGACAUAAAGAUACGGAAAAGGUGAUCUAUCAGCCAAUAUCCAUCACAAAACAUGAAGAUACAGAAAAGGUGAUCCAUCAUCAAAUAUUCGCCGCAAUAAAUGAAGAUACGGAAAAGGUGACCUAUUAUCAAAUACCCGAAUUAGCAAAA